Delphinapterus leucas (beluga whale) is the source of this 2900-nucleotide messenger RNA. It is a transcript of the gene SYTL3, whose product is annotated as synaptotagmin like 3. Gene Ontology annotation, molecular function: small GTPase binding; neurexin family protein binding. Gene Ontology annotation, biological process: intracellular protein transport; exocytosis. Gene Ontology annotation, cellular component: plasma membrane; exocytic vesicle. NCBI's taxonomy places the organism in Eukaryota, Metazoa, Chordata, Mammalia, Artiodactyla, Monodontidae. The record is from RefSeq and is a predicted model, not a curated record.
AUAUUAAGGACAGAGUUUUGAGGGACCUGAAGCUUUUAUGAUGUCUGGAGACUUUAAGAAAACAAAUACAAGAUCAGGAAUUGCAAAUGAAGGGGCGAGAAGCCCAAGGUCACCGGCUUCCUGGAAAACCCACCUCUGGUUCAGUGACCAGAGAGACGAAGAAUUUGCAAAGGCUUGUCUCUCUUUCCACGUCACAGUUCCUGAGGGACACACAGGCGAGUUGUCUCACCUUUGCAAAAAGGAGCCCAUCAAGCCUGUAUUGAACUGGCUGGGCUUUUAACCAUCAUUACUGCUACCUGUAAACAUAUGAAGGGGAAGGUUGACUUCUGUAAGUCGUUGAUACGCUUCUCACUGCUCUUCGUAAAUUCCCUCAGAUUGGGGAUUACUUCUGCUUUGCAGAAAUUAUCUGCAGGGGGCCCUGCAUAAUUUAUAACAAUCUCUGGCAAAACCUCAGAAAAAAAGAUAUGCUUUUGACUUAGUCGGAUAUCAGAGGCUGCGGCAGGACCCAGGGAAAAGGCUCCCCAGGUGGCAUGAGGCUCUGGGAGCGACCAUCCCAACCGAGGGACGGCCCCUUGGAACUUCCUUCUCCUGAGGAGUGUGACACAGUUAAAAAGAAAGAAAAAAAAGAGCCACAAGCAACACAGCUGCCAAUGAAAUAGGAGAGGGAUUGCUUUCAAAAGCACGUGGGGCUCUCACUGGACUCUCUGAGCUCAUCCACGGGACAGGAGCGCAAGGCCAUGGAGUAGAACCUCAGCGUGGGUCUAAGAAGAGACAGAAAUGGCCCAAGAAGUCAGCCUGAAGUCCCUCUGGGAAUCAGAACGCGAGGUGAUCCUCCAGGUCCUGUACCGGGACCGGGAGGUUCGAAACAUCGAGGAGGAAAGGAUACGGAAACUGAAGACACACUUGCAGCAUCUCAGGUGGAAAGGCUCGAAGAGCGGGAGCCAGGAGUACAAAGAGAAGUCCUGUGCCCGCUGCCGGCAGGCCCUGGGGCUCCUGCUGAACCGGGGGGCCGUGUGCCAGGGCUGCAGCCACCGCGUGUGUGCCAAGUGCCGAGUGUUCCUGAGGAUGACCCGCGCCUGGAAGUGCACCGUGUGCUUUGAGGACAGAAACGUGAAAAUAAAAACUGGAGAAUGGUUCUUUGAGGAACGAGCCAAGAAAUUUCCAACUGAAGGCAAGCACGAGACAGCUGGAGCAAAGCUCUUGAAAUCUUAUCAGAAGCUGAGCAAAAUUUCCGUGGUUCCUUCUUCUCCACCCCCUCUCAGUGAAAGCCAGUGCGGCGGCGGCCCUGGCAGGUUCCAGGAACUUGGUCAGUUUAAAGGAUUUAAUAAGUCUGUGGAAAAUUUGUUUCUGUCUGUCACCACCCACAUGAAAAAACUCUCCAAGUCGCAGAACGACAUGACCUCUGACAAGCAACGCCCAGCUGUGGGUCCCAGGCGGUGUGAGGGCCGGUCGGAGAGGAGAAGCCAGUCCGACACCGCGGUCAACGUCACCACCAGGAAGGUCAGCGCACCGGAUAUUUUGAAUCCUCUUAAUCAAGAGAGUCCCAAAUGCCCUACUAGCCCUGUUUUGAAGCAAGAGGGUAUCUCAUUCAGUCCAGCGCCCAACACUUUAUUCUCAGGAGGCUUGAGACACGGAAGUUUAAUUAGCAUUAACAGCACUUGUACAGAGAUGGGCAAUUUUGACAACGCAAAUGUCACUGGAGAGAUAGAACUUGCCAUUCGCUACUGCUUCAGAACUCGUUCUUUAGAAAUAUGCAUCAAGGCCUGUAAGAACCUUGCCUAUGGGGAGGAAAAGAAGAAAAAGUGCAAUCCGUAUGUAAAGACCUAUCUGCUGCCCGAAAGAUCCUCCCAGGGAAAACGCAAGACUGGAGUCCAAAAGAACACGGUGGAGCCGACCUUUCAGGAGACCUUGAAGUACCAGGUGGAGCCUUCCCAGCUGGCGACCCGGCAGCUGCAGGUGUCUGUGUGGCACCUGGGCACACUCGCCCGGAGGGUGUUUCUUGGAGAAGUGAUCAUCCCUCUGGCCACGUGGGACUUUGAGGACCGCACGACCCAGUCUGCCCGCUGGUAUCCGCUCCAGGCCAAGGCAGAGAAAGACGAAGACAGCAUCCCCACGAAUAACGGAGAACUUGUGGUCCGGGCCAAACUGGCCCUCCCUGCAGGGCCAGGAAAGCUCCAGGAGGCUCAAGCUUUCCUUCCAGGGACGGGAGAUGAGCCAUCACGUAACGGUCAGCUCUGUGUGGUAGUGCUGGGAGCCAAGAAUUUACCUGUGCGCUCAGAUGGUACCUUAAACUCAUUUGUUAAGGGCUGUCUCACUCUGCCAGACCAGCAGAGGUUGAGACUGAAGUCCCCCGUCCUGAAGAAGCAAGCCUGUCCCCAGUGGAAGUACUCCUUCGUUUUCAAAGGGGUCACCCCUUCUCAGCUGAGGCAAUCCACCCUGGAAUUAACCGUUUGGGACCAGGCCACCUUCGGCGUGAAAGACCGCUUGCUGGGAGGCGCCAGGCUUGGUUCCAAGGAAGAGCCAGCGGGCGGAGCAGACUCGUGCUCACGAUCAAAGCUCCAGUGGCAGAAAGUGCUCUCCAGCCCCAACCUGUGGACAGACAUGACCCUCACCCUGCACUGACCGGAGACUCCGGGCGCAGCGGGGUUUCAGGUGCCGGGGCCUGAUGGUCGGCUGCGGGGCUGGGCGCGCGGGUACGGGGGUGGAGGGUGGCGAAGGGCCCUUGGGGAGUGUGAGCUCUCCCCGUCUACAGCCGUCCUGCCGCUGAGACGUUCUUCCACAUUCCUGUGUGUAUUUAGUCGGAACCAUUAUCGAUGCUACAUUAGUUAGGUCUCAGGUUGGUUAUCUGUGCUUUGAGAGAUGUGGAAAAUGACCCGAUUUCAAUAAAUGUUCAACAGUUA